This is a messenger RNA of Microsporum canis CBS 113480, 621 nucleotides long. RefSeq names its product mitochondrial import inner membrane translocase subunit tim23. The coding region runs from base 1 to 621 and encodes 206 amino acids. Lineage: Eukaryota; Fungi; Ascomycota; Eurotiomycetes; Onygenales; Arthrodermataceae. Gene Ontology annotation, cellular component: mitochondrial inner membrane; TIM23 mitochondrial import inner membrane translocase complex. The transcript is spliced from 2 exons. Gene Ontology annotation, molecular function: transmembrane protein transporter activity. Gene Ontology annotation, biological process: protein import into mitochondrial matrix. The record is from RefSeq and is a predicted model, not a curated record.
AUGUCUAUCUGGGACACUCUCUCAGGUCGAAAGCAGACGGCCGGAACCGCUGCGUUCGAUCCAACCUCUGCCACAGAUGUGACCUCCUUUCUCUCUAAUACCGCUAUUCCCGACCCAUCAGAACUCCAUCCUCUGGCCGGGCUAAACCAGGACACACUCGAUUAUCUGACGCUGGAGGACUCGGCCUUGAGUGAACUGCCUGGCUCUCAGUCUGCCCUGCCAUCGAGAGGAUGGUCCGACGACCUCAGCUACGGCACCGGAACCACAUACCUGAUUGCUCUUUCAGUCGGAGGAGCCUGGGGCCUUAUCGAAGGGCUGAAGCGAUCACCCGCCGCGGCCGCACCGAAGCUGCGCCUCAACAGCGUACUCAACUCAGUUACUCGCCGGGGGCCCUUCCUGGGUAACUCUGCCGGUGUCGUUGCAUUGGUGUAUAAUGGUGUGAAUUCAACAAUCGGACAUGUGAGAGGCAAGCACGAUGCGGCGAACAGCAUUGUAGCUGGGGCCUUGAGCGGGAUGCUCUUCAAGAGCACCAGGGGAGUUCGGCCCAUGAUGAUUUCUGGAGCCGUUGUUGCCAGCAUUGCUGGUGCCUGGACUGUAUCUCGACGAGUCUUCUUUUCUUGA